AUGGCAACCUCUAUUAUGAGUCGUGGCUCGGAAGGGCUAGAUGUUUUUGCUCGGCGCUCAACUCCUAAGAUUGAGAUUGAUCUCGAAGGACAAAAGCCUGGUCUGGUGAACUCUUACACAACAGGAGAUUAUAUCGAAGGCACUGCCAAGAUUACUGUUGACCAGGAGACGCGUUUUGAUGAAAUCGAAAUCAUCUUGCAAGGAACCUCGCACACUACAGUAGAACGAGCGGCAUGUCCCGGUCGUACAGGUUCACAGCAGAUGUUCCUCAAACUUCGCCAACCGAUUCAAGAUGCCGACUACCCUACCCCUCGAGUACUAGAAGCUGGUUGCACAUACUCGUUUCCCUUCACAUUUGUGGUCCCAGCCCGCUUGCUGCCCCAGGUUUGCUCGCAUGCGAAGAAGAACAACCACAUCCACCGAUCUCACACUAUGCUUCCACCGACAUUGGGAGAUUCUAUGGUCUCUGCAGAUGGAAAGACUCUGAUAGAUGACAUGUCACCGGACAUGAGCCAAAUCGCAUACAUUGUUCGUGUCACUGUGUUGAAGAGAUCGGGCCACCAUGAGAACAAAACAUUGGCAAAUGUUGCCAAGAAGGUCCGCAUUAUCCCCACUGUGGAGGAGGAACCGCCCCUCAACACGGUGGAUCAUACCAACUACUGCACCCGCAAAGAGAAGACCGUGAAGCGUGGUUUCUUGCGCGGAAAGCAGGGUCAGCUUGUCGCCGCGGCCUUGCAACCCAAGCCGAUUCGUUUGCUUCCUCCAAGUUGCGAGACACACGAUACAGUUAGCACAGUGGCAAAAGUGCAGCUUCGAUUCGACCCCGUAGGCAAUGAGCAGCCACCACGACUAGGUUCGAUGACCAGCAAGAUCAGGGCAAGCACAUACUACAGCGCAAACCCCUGGGACGAUUUCCCAUGCCAGUCAGGCUCACUGGUAUCACAAAUUGGCCAGGGUCUAUUCACCGACACUAUCUCCCUAUCGAGCAUGUGUGUGGCUUCAGCCAAAUGGGAAAAGCAUUCCUCAAAUGAGCGCCGUGAUUCUGUCAACUCAACCUCAUCAUCUUCCACUGACUCCUCCGAUGACUCAACCGGCCCCUCUGCUUCCUUCACUGGAGAUACCUAUUACACCGCUUCUCUUGUUGUCCCCGUAUCACUACCAAGCUCGAAGACCUUCGUGCCGACCUUCCACUCGUGUCUGAUGUCUCGCACAUACUCGCUCGAUUGGUCUUUAUCAUACCACACCCCAGGAGCCAAUGUUCUGACCCCGACAAUUUCGCUUCGACUCCCAAUCCAAGUGAUCACCCAGCCCAAAUACGCUGAUUCAACCAAGUCGGACUUGGGUUUGAUUGUCACGCAAGAGGAGUUGGAUGAGUUCUUCCGCCCACGAUCUAUGAGCUUAGCCUCGAAUCUGGUUGUCGAUGUGGCAGAGCCGCCCCAGUACUCGGAACGACCAAGGCGGCGCAGUGUGCGAGCUACCCAAUAA
Molecule: messenger RNA, 1485 nt
Organism: Penicillium pulvis
Lineage: Eukaryota; Fungi; Ascomycota; Eurotiomycetes; Eurotiales; Aspergillaceae
Product: arrestin (or S-antigen), N-terminal domain protein
Exons: 2
Coding region: 1-1485 (494 amino acids)
Source: RefSeq, a predicted model, not a curated record